GAUAAUAAUGACGAAAUUAAAACAGGCUAGCGUCUUGCAAAUGCAAUUUCGAUCUGUUCAUAGAGAAGAUAACUAUUUCACGAGGGUAAUUCUUUUAACAUGCGUAGCCAUAGCUGUGUUAUGUGCUCAAGAGGAGAGCAAUGCAACCAAAUAAUGCUUGUCCGGCCCAUUAUCAGCUUGUCAAGUCUCUAGAGUCUACAGAACUCGGGGGCGAAAUGGGGCUGUAUCUUUGUCCACGUAUUUCCUAUUAGCUCAGUGGAUAAAUUGGGAAACGUCAUGUGGCAAAGAUUAGCCACUGCUGACGCUUAAAUAAAAUUUCUUGAGAAGCCAGCCUUUGCUCAACUGCUCAAGUGGUGGCAUGGCUUCUCUUCUAUCUCCAACUGCUUUGGCAAUUCAACAGUAUCCUAAAAUUCUUUGCUUCUCAGCUUUCAAGCCCACUCUUACGUUCCACCAUAAUAUGCAUUCUUUCACCAACCGCUUCAAGCAUAACCCAGGAAGGUGCAGUGCAUUUUUUGGCAACAUCCCAGAUGAUCUAAUAUAUGGAUCUCUCCAUCUGGACCAGUUCCCUAUCUUUGAAUCUGGGUUGGUCCAGUUCCGGAGAAUUACCGACGAUUUAUCAGAGUUUCAGAAAUGGGGAUUAUUGGUUUUUGCUGGGCUUGUAUGGAUUUACUUAACUGCAAGGCCUGGUGUUCUAAUUGGUGCCAUUGAUGCGUACAUUCUGGCUCCUCUGCAACUGGGUCUGGACAGCUUGAGAGGAAGACGGCGCUUGAAGAGUACUGAUUUUGUGAUUGGAAAUAAACUGGGAGAAGGCUCUUUCGGCGUUGUUUACUCUGGGGCAAUUAUUCCUAAAAUUGGGACUUUGGAAGAGAGGACGCAAAAGAGAGGAAGAGGAGCAUCACUGGAGUUGGAUGGAAGAUACAAAGAGAAAGUUAUCCUUAAAAAGGUGAAGGUUGGAAUCCAAGGGGCUGAAGAAUUUGGUGAAGUUGAGGAGUGGUUUAAUUAUAGGAUGUCAAGAGCAGCUCCUGAAACAUGUGCUGAGUUCCUUGGUAGUUUUGUUGCUGACGAAACGAAUUCACAAUUUACACAGGGUGUCAAAUGGCUUGUUUGGAAAUUUGAGGGAGAUCGAAAUCUUGCUGAUUAUAUGAAAGAUCGCAACUUCCCUUUUAACUUGGAGUCUGUCAUGUUUGGACGUGUCCUGGAAGGGUUAGAUUCUGUUAAACGUAAUGCACUGAUCAUCAAGCAAAUAAUGCGCCAGAUUAUUACUUCACUUAAAAAAAUCCAUGAUACCGGAAUUGUCCAUCGGGAUGUAAAGCCAGCCAACUUAGUGGUGACAAGGAAAGGACAGAUCAAGCUCAUAGAUUUUGGGGCUGCCACUGACCUUCGAAUAGGCAAGAACUAUGUACCCAAUCGCGCUCUGCUCGAUCCUGACUAUUGUCCACCUGAACUAUAUGUACUUCCAGAGGAGACACCAAGUCCUCCACCGGAGCCCAUUGCUGCCUUGCUUUCUCCAAUACUUUGGCAGCUGAACAGUCCUGAUCUAUUUGACAUGUAUUCUGCUGGAGUUGUACUCUUACAAAUGGCAAUACCAACCUUAAGGUCCAUUGGAGGCUUAAAGAAUUUUAACGCAGAGAUAAAAAAGUUUGAAUAUGACUUGAAUAGAUGGAGAAACUACACUCGAUUGAGGCCUGACUUAACAAUACUUGACCUCGAUUCAGGUAGAGGGUGGGAUCUAGCUACGAAAUUGAUCUCAGAGAGAGGUAGCCUUAUGAGAGGCCGUUUAUCAGCAGCUGCUACUCUGAGGCAUCCUUAUUUCUUGUUGGGUGGUGACCAGGCAGCUGCAGUACUUUCAAAGUUUAGCUUAACCAAAUAGUGAUCUGUAACUGGAUAUUAAUCUCAUUAUGCUGAGGUCUGCACUUGAUUCUGUUUUUCUCUAUACUCAGAGAACAGAAACCUCCCAGAAUUUUCAUCUUAAAUGAUUCGAGUUAUGAGAUAAAACAACAGCGUCCUGUUUGAUUGAAUGACAAGAAUGUGGAAGCAGAUACCUGAUGUGAAGGACGUUAUGAGCAUUGCUGUUUUUGCUGGGCACUGGCUGAGGUACUUGAAAAAUUAUCAUUUGCAGAGAGCCCAUCUUGGGCUUUUGGAAACGAGGAGAACAGGUCGUGCUUUUUUGAUUAGUUACUGUUAUGUAUGGGAGGAAUGGGAUACAACCUUCUUUGAUAAUGUAAAAUCUUUUUCUUUACUCUUUCAGUGGAAUCUAGCAUUUGUGCUUGAGUAACAAGAUGAAAUGGGAUUAAAAUCUAUGUUCUGAUUUUCCUUUUUAACAGAGAGCUCUGUAUUUUUUAGACAUCUAUGAUGUAUAAUAACCACAUUUUAAUCUCAAACUAAUUGGGAUUGUCUACAUAAAUCAUGUUUUAUCAUUUA
Molecule: messenger RNA, 2421 nt
Organism: Manihot esculenta (cassava)
Lineage: Eukaryota; Viridiplantae; Streptophyta; Magnoliopsida; Malpighiales; Euphorbiaceae
Product: serine/threonine-protein kinase STN8, chloroplastic
Exons: 5
Coding region: 359-1870 (503 amino acids)
Biological process (GO): protein phosphorylation
Molecular function (GO): protein kinase activity; ATP binding
Source: RefSeq, a predicted model, not a curated record